Molecule: messenger RNA, 777 nt
Organism: Talaromyces rugulosus
Lineage: Eukaryota; Fungi; Ascomycota; Eurotiomycetes; Eurotiales; Trichocomaceae
Exons: 3
Coding region: 1-777 (258 amino acids)
Source: RefSeq, a predicted model, not a curated record
AUGGAUCGAUUACAACUGAUCCAAGAACAGAACUGGCACAGCAUGAACGAAGAUCCAGGUUGCGUCCUCCAGAGCAUUGAAGUCGAGGAGGAAGAUCCAGAUAAUGAUAUUUCCGAGACAGAAUCCAGUCCUGUGGAUACAGAAUCAAAUAGGGCCGAAGCCUCGUUUUCGGAUUUUCUUUCGAGCUCGUCCCGCAAUCUGACCCUACUUCAAGAAACACCUUCGUACUCUUUGGAGCAAUAUGAAUACGAAUCCCGCGAGCCCAGUCCUGCCUUUUCAGAAGCCCCAACCGUGGUGGAAUCCCGAUGGACCGGGCUGCUUCGCGAUAUUUUCAUCCUGACAUCCGGGUACAAAAUCGAAGAAGAAGAUCUCGACGAAGAAAGUGACGAGGGCGACUGCAUCACGACUGUCCGAGAACUCAAGGAUGGUCAAUUCCCCACUCGCCUUGUAGUCAUAGACUUGGAUCCACAUUUGUUUGAGGAUGGCCUGUGGGAUUCAGGGCGUCAGUUGCUGGCAAGUAGACUUGCAGAAGCGGUGGACGAAAUGAAGAGGGUGCGAGGGCCGGAACGGACGCGAAGGAGGAAGGCCAAGGUUGGCGGUGUUCUCUCCAUUGGCGAAUUUUCACAAUUUUACCACAUGAGUGACAAAAAAGAGGGUUUGCAAGAGGACAUGUGGGUGUUUGGUGGGAAGAGUCUGCUGCACUGGGAGGAGGACGAGCAAGAUAUUCGGGACAUGUUGACGUAUUGGACCCAACAGAGGUUGUUGUUUGAUGCUUAG